This is a messenger RNA of Doryrhamphus excisus (bluestripe pipefish), 3418 nucleotides long. Lineage: Eukaryota; Metazoa; Chordata; Actinopteri; Syngnathiformes; Syngnathidae. The record is from RefSeq and is a predicted model, not a curated record.
GUUAGCAACACUAGCAUAGCUAGCUCGUAAUUUCGACUUUUUAGCUCAUAAUUACGACUUCUUAUUUCAUAAUUAUGACUUUCUUGGUUCAUAUUUGAGACUUUAUAUCAUAAUUAAGACUUGUAGUUUCUUACAGUGGCGGAAACAGGUUUUUAUUUAUGCCUUUUUCUUUUUAAUGUCUUAUUGCCAAUCAUGACGGAAGCGAAGACGAUCACUGACGCACGCACGAGCAGUCCGUCGUGUGCGCCCCCACCCACUCCAUCCAGCCUUUCGCUAAACCAGCUCGACGUGCGCGCUCCCGCGAGCAAGCUGACCUGUUGGAGAUGUUGCGAGGAGCCUACAAGACCUGAACCGGGUCCCACACUGACGGGGAAUUUCGUCAAGAGGGGGGAAAAAAGAAGGUUGGAUACUUUCUUAUAUAACCACUUCUUCUUGGAAGCAGGACGUUCCUCGGCGAGGGCAGGAGCUGCCAUGCCGUUUGGUUGUCUGACGCUCGGGGAGAAGAAGGAUUACAACAAUCCCUCGGAAGUCAGCGACAAAUAUGACCUGGGACAGGCUGUGAAAUCGGAGGAGUUUUGUGAGAUAUUCCGGGCCAAGGACAGGAGCACCAUGAAAAUGUACACCUGCAAAAAGUUCAACAAAAAGGACGGCCGGAACGUGAGGAAAGCCGCUAAGAAUGAAAUCAUGAUCCUGAAGAUGAUAAAACAUCACAACAUCCUGCAGCUGAUUGAUGCUUUUGAAACGAAGAAAGAGUACUUUAUCUUCCUGGAGCUAGCCACAGGCAGAGAGGUCUUUGACUGGAUCCUGGAUCAGGGCUACUACUCGGAGAGGGACACCAGCAAGGUCAUGAGACAGGUUCUGGAGGCCGUGGCGUACCUGCACUCUCUGAAUAUCGUCCACAGGAAUCUAAAGCUGGAAAACCUUGUCUACUUUAAUCGCUUGAAACACUCCAAAAUUGUUAUCAGCGACUUCCAGCUGGCCAAACUGGAAAACAGACUCAUUAAGGACCCGUGCGGGACUCCAGAGUACCUUGCUCCCGAGGUUGUUGCUAGGCAGAGAUAUGGGAGACCUGUGGACUGCUGGGCCAUAGGAGUCAUCAUGUACAUACUUUUGUCCGGGAACCCUCCGUUCUACGAUGACACCGAGGAAGAUGACCCCGACAGCCGGGACAAGAACCUCUUCCUAAAGAUCUUGUCGGGGGACUAUGAAUUUGACUCGCCGUACUGGGAUGACAUUUCAGAUUCUGCCAAGAACCUGGUGGCAUCUUUGAUGGAGGUGGACCAAGACCAGCGACUGACCGCUCAGGAGGCCAUCGCCCACGAAUGGAUUUCUGGGAACGCCGCCUCGGAUAAGAACAUCAAAGAUGGAGUUUGUGCACAAAUAGAGAAGAACUUUGCCAAAGCAAAGUGGAAGAAAGCCGUCAGAGUGACCACCCUCAUGAAGAGGCUUCGGGCAUCCGAGCAGGGGGAUUCUGGAGCCGCCGAUCCUGCGGCCGGUGGCGCUGCCGCCGCCACCACUGCGGCCAGCAGCGGCGGUGGCCUCGCUGCCACCUUAAAGGCAGCUCUUAGCGCAAACGCUCCCGACACACAGACUGACGCCACGUCUCCGCCCGCUCAGCCGAGUGCAGCCAGACGGGAUGAGAAGGUGGACCAAGGUUGCAACGGCGACGCCCUCUAGAGGCGAAGGAGGAGACGGUUAGAGAUUCAACUCACAAGCACAUGAGCAGUACAGUCAUGAUGGUUUGCAUUAUCAUGCCGUGUUUAGCGUGUCUCAGCGUCUGACAUCCUUCCUGAUUGGUCGGUAGUACUCCCCACCCUAUUUUGUGUGCAAGCCCCUUUAAAACCAGCUAAGACUAGCUAGCUCCAUUCGUGUGCCCUGUUCCAUGAAAAACUGUACAAAGGUGUACUGUAGUGUCAUUUAGUGAAGUCAAUUCACCUUUGAUCAUCGCCUGACUCUAGUAUGUAUAUGUACUGUAUAUAAUAUCACACAGAUUUCUUUCAAACAGUGGCUAAGCUGCAGACCUUAUAAUCUUGGCUUCAUGACUUCAAAGGAAAGGUGCACUUCUUUUGCCCAUCAUCCACAACUCUUGUGUGAGACAUGAACACAAGUCUUCAUUCUUUCUGUGAAAAAAAAUGGGACGUGCCUAUACUAAGAGCUCAAAAAAACUCCAGCAAGGUUUUCUAUCCAUGCUGUGAGCAUGUAGUAACAGGUACAUUAAUGAUAACAUGUCAUACUUGUAGUAUUUUAGUAUAACUUCCUUCCUGGGUGCAUUGAUUUUACAUAGAAACAUAGAAAGGAACGCUACACCUAGCCUCGAAAACAAAAACACGUUACUUUUGGCUAGUCGCCUGAGGUGUCACUACGCCAGUAACGUAGUUCUUGGGCAUAAAAAUGUUCAUAAUAAUAAUAACAAUGUGCUUCAUAUGCAGCCGGCACAGAGCGGAUGCAUUUUUGUGUCCUAUUACGUGCAUUUCUUAGUUGUCGCUUUUUUAUCUGUUUGUAUAUCUUUAGAAGGCACAGAAAAGGGAAAUAUGUGUGUUCAUAUUUCACAUAAGGAUUGUGGAUUAUGUGCAACAUCCCAAAAGUGUACACUUUUCCUUGUCAGGCAAAAGUAUAAAUUUUUACUUCCUACAGUAGACGGCUAGAUCCACACGGAAAAGCAGCAAAGUAUUUCAAGGUUUCAGCCCGUCACCCACACUGAAACGGCAUUCUGGGUAUUUUGGGGGAAAUGCCUGCCAGAAUGGUAAAAUCUGAAAAUGCCAGCUUGUCGUUUCUGUGUAUUGACUAAUCCGACACAGUCUGGACACCAAUUGUUUUCAACCUGCACCAUAUCCGUGUGGUCAGGGGCCACUAAAGACGCCACAAAACGCUGAUGUCUGAAGGGGAGGCCACACUUUGUAUAGCUCGUAGUCGCCUGUGUCACACCGUAGCUAAUCAAUCAUAGAUUUCACAGCGGUCACAUACUAACCACGUCACACUUGAUUGGCUCAAGUGCAGUGGCAGCAAGAAAGCUUUUUUUUCAUUUUUAGUUAAAGUGCCUUAAUAUUUUUUGCAGUAAUGAAAUGUUUCAAACGAAACAGCUCCAUUUUUAAGACGACCUAUUUAUUUCUUUGAAAUGUUUUAGCCGCUUCACUUUGCUCUUCUUUUUAGAGUCUUUAUUAUUAUUAUUAUGAUUAUUAUUAUGAUUAUUGAGUCUUCUCCAUUUUCACGGCACACUUGAGAUGAAAUGAAGAUGAAAGACGCUGUGCAUGGAGUAUUGUGUUGCUGUUGUUGUGCUGUCCAAGGUAGGUUGGACUCAUUGCUUUACCGUUAUGGCUACGUACUGUAUCACCGUGUACAUCUGCGUUGUAUAGAUGUGCUAUGUUUUGUGUGCGUAGUCGGCAACAUUUAGCUGCGCUAACAGGUAAGAGAGAAUAAA